AGGAACAAUGGCUUUGACGUCCUCUAUCACAACAUGAAGCAUGGACAUUUGUCAACAAAAGACUUAGCAGACUUUCUAAGAGAAAGGGCUACAAUAGAGGAGGCAUAUUCAAGGUCAAUGACAAAACUAGCCAAAUCGGCGAGCAAUUACACACAACUUGGGACAUUUGCGCCAGUUUGGGAUGUUUUCAAAACCUCAACAGAAAAACUAGCAAGCUGUCACUUGGAUCUUGUGCGGAGAUUACAAGAGCUAAUAAAAGAAGUUCACAAGUAUGGAGAUGAACAAAUCAAGGCUUAUAAAAAGACUAAAGAAGAUGUGUCAGGAACAUUGGAAGCAGUACAAAAUAUUCAAAGUAUCACUCAGGCCUUACAGAAAUCAAAGGAAAAUUACAAUGCAAAGUGCGUUGAACAAGAACGUUUGAAAAAGGAAGGAGCAACACAGCGUGAAGUUGAUAAGGCAGCAGUUAAAUCAAAAAAAGCUACAGAUACCUAUAAACUAUAUGUGGAUAAAUAUGCUGCAUUUAAAUCUGAUUUUGAACAAAAAAUGACAGAAACUGCACAGAAAUUUCAAGACAUUGAAGAAAUGCACCUUCUUCGUAUGAAAGAAAUUAUAGAAUCAUUGUCAAAUACCAUAAAAGAAAUUCAUUUACAAAUAGGAGAGGUGCAUGAAGAGUUUAUUAAUAACAUGGCAAAUACUACAGUUGAGAGUUUAAUACAGAAAUUUGCAGAGUCAAAAGGAACUGGCAAGGAAAGACCUGGCCCUAUUGAAUUUGAAGAAUGUAACACAUCCAGUGCAGUUGAAGGGAUAAAACCACGAAAGAGGAAGCCUUUUGGUUUAUCAGGAAUAAUGAAAAAAGAAAAAGAUACUGAAUCUGUGGAGUGUCCAGAUACAGACUCUGUUAACAAUCCUGAUGUAGACGAUGAAGGAUACAGCAUCAAACCAGAAGCAACACAGGAUACCAAAGAGAACCAUUUCUAUUCAUCCAGUGAUUCUGACUCUGAAGAUGAUGAACCCAGGAGAUUCCAUGUAGAAAUAAAACCUGUCCAACCAAAUAACAGCUCUCAAUAUACCAUGCCUUCAUUGGAUGAAUUAAAAGUGUCUAUAGGCAACAUCACCCUUUCUCCACCAGUAUCUAGACACAGUCCUGCACAAAUGAAUCGCAAUUCAUCUAGUGAAGAGUUAACAAAAUCAAAGCUUUCUGCUCCCACUAAUGAAAAAGGGAACAGUGAUCUCCUGGCAUGGGAUCCACUCUUCAGCAGUUCUCUAGAGUCUUCCUCUUCAGCUUCAUUGGCAUCCUCAUCUUCCUCAGCAAGGCCCACAACUCCUCUUUCUGUAGGCACCCUUGUACCCCCGCCAAGGCCUGCUUCAAGACCAAAGCUAUCUACUGGGAAACUUAGUGGGAUUAAUGAAAUACCUAGGCCAUUCAGCCCUCCAUUGACUUCUAAUUCAAGUCCACCUCCUGCAGCUCCCUUGGCACGUGCAGAGAGCAUUUCCUCAAUAUCCUCUUCUGCUUCCCUCAGUGCAGCAAACACACCUACAGUAGGUGUUUCACGUGGUCCCAGCCCUGUCAGCCUUGGAAACCAGGACACCUUGCCUGUUGCAGUAGCCCUUACUGAAUCUGUUAACGCCUACUUUAAAGGAGCAGAUCCCACAAAAUGUAUUGUGAAGAUCACCGGUGAUAUGACAGUAUCAUUCCCAAGUGGGAUUAUUAAAGUCUUCACCAGCAACCCAUCUCCACCUGUGCUCUGCUUCAGGGUAAAAAACACAAGCAAACUAGAGCAGAUUCUUCCGAAUGCACAACUUGUAUACAGUGAUCAGUCACAAAGUGACUCCAGUACUAAGGAUUUUUGGAUGAACAUGCAAGCUAUAACUGUCUACCUCAAGAAAUUAUCUGAGCAGAAUCCAUCUGCAUCCUAUUACAAUGUGGAUGUUUUAAAAUAUCAGGUAUCUUCAAAUGGCAUCCAGUCCACUCCCUUGAAUCUUGCAACUUACUGGAAAUGUAAUGCUAGCACUACUGAAGUGAGAGUGGAUUAUAAGUACAAUCCAGAGUCUAUGAAUGUUCCAAGUAUGCUGUCUAAUGUCCAGGUUGCAGUACCAGUAGAUGGAGGAGUGACAAAUAUGCAAUCACUUCCACCUGCAAAAUG
This is a messenger RNA of Merops nubicus (carmine bee-eater), 2144 nucleotides long. Its product is annotated as FCH domain only protein 2-like. Gene Ontology annotation, cellular component: clathrin-coated pit; plasma membrane; clathrin-coated vesicle. Gene Ontology annotation, biological process: clathrin coat assembly; clathrin-dependent endocytosis; synaptic vesicle endocytosis. The record is from RefSeq and is a predicted model, not a curated record. Lineage: Eukaryota; Metazoa; Chordata; Aves; Coraciiformes; Meropidae.